AUGAAAUCAUUUUUUUCUUUUAAUAUACUAGAAAAUGUUGGUAAGAAAAUAAAAAUUAACUUUAUUCAACUGUUGAUGAUAUUUCUUCUAUAUCUAAAUUUAGAUUUUUUGAAUGUCAAUAUAAAUGUUAAGGCAAUACAUACGAAGAAUAAUUUAUUUAUACCUGCAAGUAACGAAAUAUUUUAUUUUAAAAAAAAUGUAUUAACAAAAAAAAGGAAUAAGGAAAAAAAGUAUCAUACACAUUCUAAAAACAAGGGAUCCAAUAUAUUUUUAAAUUUGAAUGAAGAAAAUGAGAAUAAAGUGGAAAAAAGAAAAAAAAAAAUUAAUUAUGAAGAAAUAGAAGAAUAUAAUGAUGAUUUAAAAGAUAAACAAAAUAAUAACAAUAAUAACAAUAAUAACAAUAAUAACAAUAAUAACAAUAAUGAUAAUAUUAUUUAUGACAAUAAUGAUGAUGAUCAAGGGAAAUGUAAAUUUUCACAGUUCAAUGAAAUAAAUAAAAAUAUUGUAGAAUUUUUAGAAAACAAAAAAGGUAUUAAAUAUAUGACUAAAAUACAAUCAGAAAGUUUUAGACCUAUAUAUGAAGGUAAAGAUAUUAUUGGACGCUCAGAAACUGGGUCAGGUAAAACGUUAGCAUUUGCCUUACCCUUGGUUGAAAAAUUAUAUAAAAUAAAAACAUCCAAUGGAGGACUUAAAGAAGAAAAUGAUUCAGAUGAAGAAGAUUCAAAGCUAAACAUACAUGAUAAUGAUAAUAAUAAUAAUAGUAAUUAUAAUAAUAGUAAUAAUGUAUCAUAUGGUAAAAAAUAUCUUAAUCGAGAACAUAAUAAAGAUCCAUACAUAUUAGUAUUAGAACCUACCAGAGAAUUGUCAAAACAAGUAGAGAAUACUUUUAAAGAAAUUAGCCAAUUUUAUAAUUUUAAUAUUAUGUCUAUAUAUGGAGGAGAGAGUUAUACAUAUCAAGAAAAUAAAUUAAGAAAAGGCAUUGAUAUAGUAACAGGUACUCCUGGACGUAUUAUUGAUCAUAUUGAAAAAAAGAAUUUAUCUCUACAAAAUAUUAAAUAUGUUGUUUUAGAUGAAGCAGAUGAAAUGCUAAAUUUAGGUUUUACACAUGAUAUAGAAAGAAUAUUAAGUAAUAUAAAUUUAAAGGAUGCACAAGUUUUAUUGUAUUCUGCUACGACCCCAUCAUGGAUAAAAGAUAUAUCUUCCAAAUAUUUAAAGAAUCCAUUUUGUAUAGAUGUAGUAGAUUCAUCUAAUAAAACUGCAAAAAAUAUAACACAUAUUGCUAUUAAAACACCAUAUGAUAUAAAAGAAAAAGCAUUAUUAUUAGAAGAUAUAAUAUUAGUUAAAUCUAAUGGUGGACAAGUUAUUAUUUUUACACGUACGAAAUUAGAAGCUGAUAUUUUAUGUUCUGAAGGUUCUUUUAAAUCCUUAUCAUUUGCUGUUUUACAUGGAAAUAUAGCACAAUCUACUAGAGAAUAUACUAUGCAAAGAUUUAGACAAGGGAUGUUCCAAAUAUUAAUAGCAACAGAUAUUGCUUCAAGAGGAUUAGAUAUAAGUAAUGUUGAUUUAGUUAUUCAAUGUUUCCCUCCUAAUUAUUCAGCUGUAUAUAUACAUAGAGCAGGUAGAACAGGUAGAGCCAAUAAAAAAGGUACAUCUCUAGUAUUAUAUUCAAAUGAAGAUAAACAAGAUUUAAUUAAAAUUGAAAAAAAUUGUGGUAUUAAAUUUAAUAUGGAAACAUUACCAAAUAAUGAACAAGUAUUUCAUUGUGCUUCAGAAAUAGCAUCUAAAAAAGUUCAGAAUGUUAAUAAAGAUAUUUUACCUUUCUUUCAUAAUACAGCUAAAGAAUUAAUUGAUAAAUCAAAUUCAUUAAAAAUAGAUCAAAUAGAAUUAAUAUCUAGAUGUCUAGCUAUAAUAGCAAAAAAAGAACAUAUAAAAAAAAGGUCACUUAUUAAUGGAUUGUCAGAAACUGUUACUCUAAAUUUUAUUAAUAAAAAUAGAAAAUGGAGAAGUGAAGAUGAUAUUAUAUAUUGGAUUAAUAAAUUAUCCAAUGAAUUAAAUGUAAACACGUUUAAUAAAAUUCUACAAGUUAAAAUUGAUAAUAAAGAUAGAACUUCCUCAUUUUUUGAUGUUAAUGAAAACUUAGCUGAAUUAUUUUUACAAAAUUUUAAAACAAUGUCUAAAAUAGAAUAUAGAAAAAUGUUUGAUUUAUCUGUAGCUCAAAGUAUACCUCAACAUGUAGACUUAAACAUGGAUUAUCAACCACAUACAAAUAGAUAUCAAUAUAGAAAAAAAAAUUAUUCAUAUAGAAGACGACCAUCUUAUUAUUAA
This is a messenger RNA of Plasmodium gaboni, 2325 nucleotides long. RefSeq names its product putative ATP-dependent helicase. The transcript has a single exon. The record is from RefSeq and is a predicted model, not a curated record. Gene Ontology annotation, molecular function: RNA binding; helicase activity; ATP binding. Bases 1 to 2325 code for a protein of 774 amino acids. Lineage: Eukaryota; Apicomplexa; Aconoidasida; Haemosporida; Plasmodiidae.